Messenger RNA from Engraulis encrasicolus (European anchovy), 3079 nucleotides. It is a transcript of the gene git1, whose product is annotated as G protein-coupled receptor kinase interacting ArfGAP 1. The record is from RefSeq and is a predicted model, not a curated record. Gene Ontology annotation, biological process: regulation of G protein-coupled receptor signaling pathway; synaptic vesicle recycling; regulation of ARF protein signal transduction. The coding region runs from base 670 to 3054 and encodes 794 amino acids. Gene Ontology annotation, molecular function: GTPase activator activity; small GTPase binding. NCBI's taxonomy places the organism in Eukaryota, Metazoa, Chordata, Actinopteri, Clupeiformes, Engraulidae. Gene Ontology annotation, cellular component: postsynapse; synapse; cytosol. The transcript has 21 exons.
AGUCUAUGUAGGCCUAUACCAAAUACAACUAAAUUAUUUUAGUUAGUUAAUUUACCAUUUAGCGCCUUCUAAUUAAUGCACCAACCUUCGCGAUAUUAAGCCCGUCUCCCCCCUGCGCUCUAGUUCCUCAGUCAAUCACGCACUAUCACGCCCAUCGCAAAAUAGCCCUCUGGCAUCGACUGAUGAGAGAGCGCCACAGCAGCACCGCGACAGAGUAGGGAUCGGCACUGCCCACAUGAAAGUGCCAUGCAUUUUAUUAUGCAGUGUGCUUGGCGCAUCUGUGACUACUUUUAUGACUCCCAACCUUUUUCUGGUCAAUGUAAAUACUAUGGACUAUUCGAAUUGGUGACUGGAGCUAACUAACUUAGCAUGAGUGACUUGUGCAGCCUGCCAGAAGUCCUGAAAUAGCCCAAGGACCAGCAACCUUUGUUCCUGCCUUUCCCCUUCCUUCUUUCUCGCACAGUGCGAUACGCAAGGCGUUGUUUCAUGAGUUAAACCAGGCGAAAGGCAGUUAGAAUAGGGGUGAAGGCCCGGAAUACCACAGGUCUCGUCGCCGGCUUCCGGGGAUUCGGGACGGCAUCAGACAACUGCAGACGUCGCUCUUGGGAAGGGCGAGCAUCAACAUUGAGGAAUAAUCUGGAUAGUCUCUUCUGAAGCAAACGUGGGGAGAUGUCUAGGAAAGUCCAAAGAAGCGAAGUAUGUGCGGACUGCAGUGCGCCAGACCCGGGCUGGACGAGCAUCAACAGGGGGGUGCUGAUCUGCGAUGAGUGCUGCUCUGUGCACCGCAGCCUGGGCCGACACAUCUCCAUUGUCAAGCACCUGCGGCACAGCGGCUGGCCCCCUGCACUGCUGCAGAUGGUGCAGACCCUGGCCAGUAAUGGCGCCAACUCCAUCUGGGAGCACUCCCUACUGGACCCUGCUCAGGUGCAGAGCGGCCGCCGGAAACCCAACCCUCAAGACAAAGUCCAUCCCACCAAGUCAGAGUUCAUUCGCGCCAAGUACCAGAUGCUGGCCUUCGUCCACAAGCUGCCCUGUCGUGACGACGACGGCGUCACCACCAAGGACCUCAGCAAGCAACUGCACUCCAGUGUGAGGACGGGCAGCUUGGAGACGUGUCUUCGACUGCUGUCUCUCGGGGCUCAGGCCAACUUCUUCCACCCGGAGAAGGGCACCACCCCUCUGCAUGUGGCUGCCAAGGCAGGCCAGGUGCUGCAGGCAGAGCUGCUGGUGGUGUACGGAGCCGACCCCGGGGCCCCAGACAUCAACGGCCGCACGCCUAUCGACUACGCCAGGCAAGCGGGUCAGGUGGAACUUGCCGAGCGGCUGGUGGAGUGUCAGUACGAGCUAACAGACAGACUGGCCUUCUACCUGUGCGGCCGACGCCCAGAUCACAAGAAUGGCCAUUACAUCAUCCCACAGAUGGCUGACAGAGCUCGCCCUAAGUGCCCGACGCAGAGCUUGGACCUCUCUGAACUGGCCAAGGCAGCCAAGAAGAAGCUACAAGCGCUGAGUAACCGGUUGUUUGAGGAGCUGGCCAUGGAUGUGUACGAUGAGGUGGACCGACGGGAGAAUGACGCUGUGUGGCUGACGACCCAGAACCACAGUACGCUGGUGACAGAGCGCAGUGCCGUCCCCUUCCUGCCCGUCAACCCCGAGUACUCCGCCACGCGCAACCAGGGUCGACAGAAGUUGGCGCGCUUCAACGCCCGUGAGUUUGCCACGCUCAUCAUCGACAUCCUGAGCGACGCCAAGAGGAGGCAACAAGGCAAAGGCCUGAGCAGCCCCACCGAGGCGUUAGAUCUGAGCCAGGACGAUGACCAGCAUGACUACGACAGCGUAGCGUCAGACGAGGACACGGACAGCGAACUGGCCACACAGAACAACAGCAACACGCAACGCAACAACCGCGCCAAGAGCAUGGACUCGUCGGACCUGUCUGACGGCCCCAUCACGCUGCAGGAGUACCUGGAGGUGAAGAAGGCGCUGGCCUCCUCUGAAGCCAAGGUUCAGCAGCUCAUGAAGGUCAACAACAACCUCAGCGAAGAGCUCCGGCGACUACAGAAGGAGAUCACGCGGAUGCAGACGGAGAACAGCGCGUUACGGGGGGGUCAGGCCGGCGGGACGGCCAUGCCAGGAGCCGGGGGCGGCGGCGCGGGGCUCUGGCCAGGGGGGGUCAUGAGACCGAUGACCGCGGGUGGGGGCAUUACAAGUUCGCUAGGGGGGAUGGGCAUAGCGGGUGGUGGUGGUGGGGUGGGAUUCGGGGUACUGGGGCCCAGCGGAGAGGCUGCCGGUCUGGGCACGCCGCCCAGCUCGGCGCCCCCCAUCCCUACGGGCAGCUCCAGUACGACGGGCGGCAUCGCGCUCCGCAGGGACCGGCAGGCCUUCUCCAUGUACGAGCCCGGCGCCGCCACUCCCGCACGCCUGCAGCCCCUACACCCCUCCAGCCAGGUCCGAAAAGGUGGGCCAUCAGGUCCAAGUCCUUACGGAGGCCAGCACCUCUCGGCCUCCACUGAGGUGGGCAGGUACAUGGUCCCCAAAUCAGACAAGCACGGCAGCGGCACAGACAGCGACUACGACAACACCCAGACGUACGAUGUCUCAUUAGGAGCGGGCCGCAGCAGUGAAGAGGACAGCCGUGCGGAGAUGGAGGAGGGCGAGGGGGUGGAGCCCGACCCCACGCUGCCCUGCACGGAGGACGUCAUCCUCAAGACCGAGCAGGUCACCAAGAACAUCCAGGAGCUGCUUCGCGCCGCACAGGAGUUCAAGCACGACAGUUUUGUCCCAUGUUCUGAGAAGAUCCAUACAGCGGUCACAGAAAUGGCUUCCCUCUUCCCAAAGCGUCCUGCCCUGGACGCGGUGCGUGGCUCGCUGCGCCUGCUGCUGGCCAGCGCGUCGCGGCUGCAGGUGGAGUGCCGCAAGGCUGCGCCCUCGGACCCUAGCACGGUGACCGUGGACUACCAGCUCCUCACGCAGCAGGUCAUCCAGUGUGCCUACGACAUCGCCAAGGCCGCCAAGCAGCUGGUCACCAUCACCACCCGAGAGAAGAAGCAGUGAGGGCCACCAGUCCCCCCGCCCGCCC